Messenger RNA from Ylistrum balloti, 3075 nucleotides. RefSeq names its product transient receptor potential cation channel subfamily V member 5-like. The transcript has 15 exons. NCBI's taxonomy places the organism in Eukaryota, Metazoa, Mollusca, Bivalvia, Pectinida, Pectinidae. The coding region runs from base 1 to 3075 and encodes 1024 amino acids. The record is from RefSeq and is a predicted model, not a curated record. Gene Ontology annotation, biological process: calcium ion import across plasma membrane. Gene Ontology annotation, cellular component: membrane. Gene Ontology annotation, molecular function: calcium channel activity; protein binding.
AUGGGAAAUAUUUGUCGUAAAAAAGAGUCGGAUCCUGAUUCGGCAUGGAAACGUCAAAAUGAGGAACAGGAGCACAAUCCUAUGUACAAAUAUGUCAACUUUGUUGAUGGAGGAAAGCUUCUGGCUGCCUAUAACACUGGAGGUACUGCUGCAGUGGAGAAAAUUGCCAAAACAGAAUUACCUGAUUUUCUCUUCAAUGAUGGAGAAGGUCGUUUACUUACCAAAUUAGAUAAUAUAAAAUGGCAGCACCGUCUUACAGCAAAAUUUACGAACUCAACCAUUUGGGAGACCAAAACAGAUGAAGAACUUUUACAGGAGUACAAAGAUGAUGAUUUCAUUAUUAUAAAUGAUCAUGAGGCAUGCUGGGAUCUCGACAAAAGGGGAGGGGUAGGAGAAACACCCUUUCACCUUCUCUACCUCAUGAACAAACCAGAAAGUUUAGAGGUUGCCAAAGUUCUACUCAAACUUUAUCCUAAAAUGGCCUUGGAUUUUUAUGAGGGACAGGAGUACUAUGGUGAAAGUGCCUUACACCUUGCUAUUGUCUAUGGAGAUCUGGAACAAGUCAAACUUCUUAUUGGUUAUGGUGCUAAUGUAAAUGAACGGGCGAUGGGCCGAUUCUUUCUUCCAGAAGAUCAAAAGAAACGUAAAACAAAGGAAACAGAUUAUGAUGGAUAUGCUUAUUACGGAGAAUAUCCUCUAGCAUUUGCUGCAUGUUUUGGUCAUGAAGAAAUCUACGACUUCCUCAUAGAUCAUGGCGCUGACCCUGAUCUACAAGAUUCGUUUGGGAAUACUGUGUUGCAUAUGGUGGUCAUAGCAGACCAAGUUAAUAUGUAUAAAUACUGUGUGAGACACCACAAGAAACCAGCCAAGACCUACAUCGAAAACAAUUGCAAGUUAACUCCCCUGACUUUGGCCAGUAAACUCGGACGACAGAAGAUCUUCAAGGAAAUGUUAGAAUUAGGAAGCCUGGAAUUCUGGAGGUACAGCAACAUCACCUGUUCAGCCUACCCAUUAUUGGCACUUGACUCCAUUGGUCCAAAAGGAGAAACCAAUUGGAAUUCUGCUUUGAUGAUAAUCAUCAAUGGGGACAGAGAUGAACACCUGGAUAUGUUGGAGGGCGGGGUGAUGAGACAACUUCUGGAUGAGAAAUGGGAAAGAUUUGCCAGAAGACGCUUCUUCCAACGAUUAGUUCUGGCUUUUGUACAUCUGGCGUUGAUCAGUGGAGCAGUAUACACUCGUCCGUCAACUGACUUUCUCGCCUACAACGAGCCAAAAGAUGCUGCCCGCUUUGUGUGUGAACUCCUCGUCAUUCUUGGCUGUAUUCUCAUCCUGGCAAUGGAAGUGGUGGAAAUCGGCUCACAGGGAAUCUUAGGCUUCUUAAAAAAUCUUCAACAUGCUCCGGCCCAAACCCUGUUUAUGAUAUCGUGUAUCCUCAUCCUACUGUGUAUCCCAGUUCGCUUCACCAAGCAGGAGAUGGUAGAAGAUAUUUUACUCAUCAUCGCUGUCCCCGGAUCAUGGUUCUUCCUCCUUUUUUUUGCAAGAAGUGUCAAACUAACCGGCCCCUUCGUCACCAUGAUCUACAAAAUGUGCGUAGGCGACUUAGUAAGAUUUGGGGCCAUAUAUACAAUAUUUCUCUUAGCCUUUUGUCAAGCUUUCUACUUCCUCUUCCAAGGAGCCACUGACAGUCAAGGUUUCAACAAUCUUGGAGACACAAUCAUGACCUUGUUCCAAAUGACCUUGGGAGAGUUUAAGUACCAGGAUUUCAACAACACCAAGUAUGCAUGGCUGACCAAGAUGGUGUUUGCAGUGUUUAUGAUCUUGGUGCCGAUUCUUCUCCUCAACAUGUUGAUCGCCAUGAUGGGCAAUACUUACCAAAUGGUUAUUUCAAAAUCGGAGAAGGAAUGGCGCAAACAGUGGGCCAAAAUUGUUGUUGUAUUAGAGAGGAGUUUCUCCAAGAAACAGCUGCUUCAGUUUCAAAAAGAGUAUUCUGCCCGUCUAACUGGUCGGCCAGUGGCAGAAUUAGCUGCAUACAGUGACAAAGAGGAAGAAGACAGAAGGGCUCUUGUAGUGAUUAAGAGCUCAAACAAGACAAUCGCCAGACGCAGGAAAGCUGCUGUCAUUGCCUGGAAGAAAGCAGGCAAGGAAGUGAUGAAACAGAUGAAACGACACAAGAAAUUAGGAAUAACUGGCCCACUUCAUCUCACAGAAGUACAUCGUAAACACCGCAGGCGGGGUUCACAUGAUUCCAUGGACAAUUAUGAUGAUGACAAGGGACACAUGUUUUCUAACAUGUUGCAACAGCUGGCAUGGGAACAGGAUAUUGACUUAACGAAGGGUCAGGCUUUAAUAUCUGAUCCGGAUCUCAUUGACAAAAUUUCAUCCACCUCCCCAGAGCAUAAAAUACAACAUUUUCCACAGAAUCAUACUCCAAUAGCCAAUGGACGACCUCGAAACCACACAAAGUAUGUCAAAACUCCAGGAGGUACCCCAAAACAAAGUCCAAAAUCAUCUAACAGGAAGUUCAGCUACAAUCGUGUGUCGCCAUUGUCUAUCGCACAGGCGAUGGCGCCACCUACAGAUGAUUCAGAAAGUGAUAUCGAAGUGUCAAAAGUAGUUGCUCCAAAAAAGAGAGAUCAUUCAAAAGAGUUGUCAAAACAAUUUAGUCAAAUGAGUAUAACCGAAAUAUCAGUACAUGACAAAAAUGAAGAUGUACAUUUCAGAGGCUCCAAGCCACCAACUAAACCACACAAAUUAUCGUGGGAUGUGCCAAAAUUUGAAAGAAAUCUUAAAACUGAUGAUGACAGUGCUAGUCAAGAUGGCUCAGUUGGAACCAAGAGUACAGGUUCAGCAUCAUCAUCCACUAAAGUGAAAGUAAAAGAAAGUAAAUCGUCAGGGUCAAAGGUCUCACGCAGUAGAUCAGAGUCAUCAAAAACACCGAGGGAUAGAAUCAAGGAGAUGGAGGACCAUUCAAAGAAAAAAUCCAAGAAAGAAAAUCUCAUAGAAAAAUCUGUCUCACGAACAUCUUCUACCACUUCUUUGUUAAACCUUUCAGAUUGUAAAGAUAGUGAACUAUAG